Messenger RNA from Aphis gossypii (cotton aphid), 1404 nucleotides. RefSeq lists its product as uncharacterized. NCBI's taxonomy places the organism in Eukaryota, Metazoa, Arthropoda, Insecta, Hemiptera, Aphididae. The transcript is spliced from 4 exons. The coding region runs from base 1 to 1404 and encodes 467 amino acids. The record is from RefSeq and is a predicted model, not a curated record.
AUGACCCACCGUAUAGAUCUAAGUUCAAAUUCACUCGAAGAAUCUUUACCCUUAUUAGGUAUCGACAAAAAAAAGGAGGAGAAUAGAAAAGAAACUGACACCCAAAAUGAAAUACAAUCUAAUGAAUCUCCUUUAAUAAAUAUAAACAAACAAUUAAAACUAGUAGUAACUAGUGAAAGAGAGGAAAGUUCGAAUGAACAACAUGAAAUAAUUAUUAAGCAUCCAGUAUAUGAUGAAGGGGGGAAAGUAAAAAACGAAGCAUUAGAUAGAAUUAAGAGAGCAAAAUACUUUUCCAUACUUUUCGAUUGUACGCCUGACGUAUCUCAUAAGAAACAAUUGACAGAAAUAAUUCGAUACGUACGCAUCAUUGAUAAAGAAGUUACAAUUGAAGAGACUUUUAUUGAUUUUAUAGCUACACAGGAAAAAAAGGGUGUUGGAUUAGCUGGUGAAAUAACCAAAAAAUUGUUUGAUGAUGGAUUAGAUAUUAAUGAUUGCAGAGGCCAAGGCUUCGAUAAUGGUUCUAAUAUGGCUGGUAUUUAUAAUGGUGUACAAGCGCAUAUCUUACAAAAAAAUAAAUUGGCUGUGUUUGUUCCUUGUGCUGCACACAGUCUGAAUUUGGUUGGAGUGCACGCAGCAGAAACAUCUUCAACUAUCACUACAUUUUUUGGAAUAGUUCAAAAAAUGUAUACAUAUUUUUCUGGAUCAACAUCAAGGUGGGAAAAGUUAAAGAGUAUAAUAAAUGUUACGUUCAAAUCGCACUGUGGUACGCGUUGGUCUACAAAAAAACAAGCUAUUUCAGCUAUUAAAAACAAGAUAGAAAGUAUUGUUAAAUUAUUAAAAACUCUAAGCGAUGAUAUUACUCUCAACCACGAUACAAGAGAGGGUGCUAAAAAUUUAAUUUAUCAAAUUAAUUUAAAAUUUAUAUGCUUGAUUAACUUUUGGAAUGACGUAUUGAGUCAAAUAUUGAUCACCCUUAUAAAUGGUCUAAUUCGAUCAAUCGAAGAAAUUAGAAAAAUUGAAUUCGAAAAUGCAUUAGAUGAAGCGAAAAAUACAGCGAAAUGUUUAAAUAUUUCAUCAGAAUUUAAAGAUAAACGUAAACGCAAGAUUCCAAGGAAGGAUUCAUGUGAAGCAGACGAUGAAGGAUCAAUAUCAGAUGACAACAACCUAAGAAUCCAGUGUUUUCAAUCAUUAGACUCAAUUUUUACAAGUCUAAGGUGGAGAUUUGAAAAAAUAUCAGAAAAUAAAUCAGAAUACCAAUUUUUAACUGGAAAUUGUUUAAAGAUUAUGUCAUCCGAUGAAAUAAAACGUUGGGUUAAUGAUUUGACGCUUAAGUAUGAAAAUGAUAAGAUGGUCCUGAACUAUUUUUGGAAAUUGAAAAAUUUAAAUUUCAAGCUUCUAAAUUAA